AAUGAAUUCACUGUUUUCAAAACUGAGAUUGACUGGAAAGAUAGCAAUCAUAACGGGUGGUGCAAGAGGUAUCGGUAAAAACUUUGCCAAAACAUUGGCUCAAGCAGGAACCCAGUCUGUGGGUCUCUUGGAUUGGGAUGCUACUGGUUGUCAUAAUACGUGUGAUGAGUUGCAACAACAGUUUCCAGAUACACUAUUUAUACCGUAUCAAGUGGACGUCUCACAAAAGGAGUCGAUUGAAAAGGUCAUCGACGACUUUGCCAACAGUCAAGGAAAACGACUUGAUAUUGCUUGUAACAACGCUGCAAUUAUAUAUAGUGGUAUCGACGCUUCCUUUGCUGCAGAGAAUACAAGUUUAGAACAAUGGCAAAAGACCAUACAAGUCAAUCUUACUGGAGUGUUUCUGUGUUGUCAAGCGGAAGCCAAGUGGAUGAUACCCAGAAGAUAUGGAAAAAUCAUCAACAUAGCUUCCAUGUCAGGACACAUCGUCAAUCAUCCUCAAAAACAUGUUGCUUAUCAUACUGCCAAAGCAGGCGUAGUCCAUUUGACGAAGACUUUGGGAGCUGAAUGGGCUGAGAAAGGAAUUCAUGUGAAUUGUAUUUCACCAGGUUAUAUGGAUACUUGGCAAACUGCUUUCGAACAAGUAAAACCAUUGCGAGAAUACUGGAUACAGUUGACUCCUGCUAAACGAUUGGGACAAGUAGAAGACUUGGAAGGUCCUUUUCUACUGUUGGCAAGUGAUGCAAGUUCAUUUAUGUAUGGUUCAGAAAUAAUUGUUGAUGGGGGUUAUUGUCUUUGGUGAUAAAGAAAUACUUUUCCUUUCAC
Galdieria sulphuraria is the source of this 825-nucleotide messenger RNA. Its product is annotated as short-chain dehydrogenase/reductase SDR isoform 1. The record is from RefSeq and is a predicted model, not a curated record. Gene Ontology annotation, molecular function: oxidoreductase activity, acting on the CH-OH group of donors, NAD or NADP as acceptor. NCBI's taxonomy places the organism in Eukaryota, Rhodophyta, Bangiophyceae, Galdieriales, Galdieriaceae. The coding region runs from base 2 to 802 and encodes 266 amino acids. The transcript has 7 exons.